Hyposmocoma kahamanoa is the source of this 1317-nucleotide messenger RNA. RefSeq names its product transmembrane protein 231. Bases 146 to 1072 code for a protein of 308 amino acids. The record is from RefSeq and is a predicted model, not a curated record. Gene Ontology annotation, cellular component: ciliary membrane; ciliary transition zone. Lineage: Eukaryota; Metazoa; Arthropoda; Insecta; Lepidoptera; Cosmopterigidae. Gene Ontology annotation, biological process: cilium assembly; regulation of protein localization. The transcript has 5 exons.
UGCCUAGCAACGCUUUUGUUGCCCACUAACGUCAAUGUCAUGUGUUAUAAUUAUCAAUUUCGAAAAAAGCUGUUACUUUCUGUACAUACCUACUUUUCCAAUAGUCUCAAUUGAAAUUAUUUAGAUUUAAUAGUACUACGAAAUUAUGAAGAUGGGCUUAUAUAAAUUGUUUAGUUGCAACUUAGAAGUACAGUAUAAAAGUUAUUUUCUAUCAAAGGCCAUGUUGUUUACGAUAUUGACCACGGUAUUAACUAUAAUUUUACCCUUUGUUUUAGCUUACAGGAGCCGAGGUUUUUGGUUGAAAUCUCACGUCUUCUAUGAGCAGCCAAAAGUUCAUUUUACAUACGAAUAUUUACUUUUCGCUGAGACUGAAGACCCAAGCCACCCUGUAGUCUGUGGUGAAGCAGCUGUUUUAGAAGAAGAAGGUAAUAGUGAAGAAAACUGUGCUGAAAUCCAGGUACAGUGCUAUGAUUACAAUCAGGAUGGAAAAAAUGAUAUAAUUGACUUAAAAUUUCGAUUAAACAUCCCUUCAGAAAGGACUGUAGCUUCCGUUACAAUAAUACUGGCAUUGGAUUUUCAAGUAAAGUCUGUCUGUCCACUUCACAUGCAAAGUUUAGCAGUAAUUACUGAACAAUUUCCUGUACCUCCAUCAGGACUAAAAUACUAUGGUGAUUUACAACUGUACCAAAUUGCUCACCUUCCAUGUUUAAAUUAUCACAUGGAUACUAAGUACAACAAAUCCCUAUUUGAUGAAUUGAAAAAGAAUGGUGAUAACAUUGUAGAUUCUAUUUUGGAGCAAUAUUACAGCCGAGAAGUUACUACUGAAUCCAAGACAAUACAUUCAAGAAGUCAAAAUGGUCAUACUGGCUCAAUGUUCCUACAAACUCGUUUGAGAGUGCCAGAAAUGCACAUUUUGUACAAACCAAGUCUUUUACAAGAAUUAAAAUGGGCAUGGCCCCAAUACCUCUCCAUUGUUGUGAUCUUCCACUGGUUAUUCAACAAAAUCAAGAGAUUUGUUUUUCAUAAUAGACUUGUUAUGGCCUGGGAAGUGAUCCCAUCCAAAAAACAUUGAAGAAUUAAAAAGUCUAACAUUGAAGUAUCAAGCUGAAAUCAGCAACUAUACAUAAUAUUAUGAAGUACAAAUUCUUUCUGGUUCUUAAAUGAUUUUUAGUUCCUAAGUAUACCAAAGAUUAGUUUUAUUUUAUACCUUCCUCUAGCACGAUAAGGCGCGACUUGCGCGAGAGCGACAUACAGCGCGAGAUCUCUAUGCGAGAAUAGCAGGAUCUCGCGCUUUAUGACGCUUUCGCGCUAGUGGCG